Nicotiana attenuata is the source of this 673-nucleotide messenger RNA. RefSeq lists its product as uncharacterized. The record is from RefSeq and is a predicted model, not a curated record. The coding region runs from base 149 to 469 and encodes 106 amino acids. Lineage: Eukaryota; Viridiplantae; Streptophyta; Magnoliopsida; Solanales; Solanaceae. The transcript has a single exon.
AGAAAAGAAAAGAAAAAAGAAUCCAUCUUUUUUGCCCUUUAUACAUCCCCCUUCCAAUACAAAUUAGGAUCCAGCCUAGGGUUUUCUCUCCCAAAGUUUCCUUCGCCUCAAAGAGACACCAAUCGAAAGAAUCCAAUACCCAAUCGCCAUGACAGGAAAAGCAAAGCCAAAGAAGCACACAGCGAAGGAGCUAGCUGCAAAGGCAGACGCAGCCCUGACCAACAGGGGCGGAGGCAAAGCUGGGUUAGCCGAUAGGACUGGUAUCGAAAAGGGUGGACACGCCAAGCUGGAAUGCCCGCUCUGCAAAGUGACAGCACCUGAUAUGAAGUCUAUGAAGAUCCAUCACGAUGCUCGACAUCCCAAGAUUCCCUUUGAUGAAGCCAAGCUCACCAAUCUUCAUGCCACUGUUGUUGCUGAGCCCAGCAACACCAAGCCCAAACCCGGUAUCCGUGGUAGUCUCAAGAAGUGAAAUAUUAAUAAUAAUAUUAGUCUUUGUGGGUUGACAUGAAUAAUAAAUAUAUUCGAACCCACUUUUUAGUUUCUGGUGCUGUAAUCGUUGUCAUAUGUUUCUUGGCUAUAUUCAAGUUAAUGCUGCUGAGCUUAUCCUAUGGUUGUGGUUGUUGUUCUGGGAAUACUUUGCUUUCUUAUAUAUGUGAUUACGUUUUUGAUGAUA